GCGGCGCCGUUGCCGUGGCGACGCACCGCCGCGUUGCUCCCCCCCCCGCCUCCUGCGGCCUUCUCCUCCUCUGCUCCCCCGUGCCCUCCCGGUGCGCCGCCGGUCGCUAUGGAGACGUCGCAGCUCCGCGGGACACCGGGCCGCGGCGGGAGCUCGGCGGCGGCGGGCGGAGCCCGGUACAGCCCGGCGACCCGGGAGUUGCUGAGAGUGAUGAUGGAGGAGUCAAAGCUGACGCACUUCCAGAGGCGGUAUCUGAUGGACUGCGUGAACCGAGGAGAUACCCUGCCGCUCCAGUGCCGCCCUGCAUCCAGCAAAGAGCCAGCACCUCCUUUCUCCCCAGCAGUUUGUCAGCUGGUCAGGCUUUCAGCUAAACCACAUCUCCGCCCUGCCAAGGUCUGCCAGGCAGGAGAUGCCUACACGCGAGAGAAAUUCAGGCCACAGGCAAGGCGAGAUUUGGAAAAGGAGAAGCAAAGGCUCCAAAACAUCUUAGCAACAGGGAAGGAUGUGGUGGAGUGCAACGUGAAGCAGACACUGGUUCAGACAAAGGAAGAGGAGAUACCUGAGCCUGACCGGUUUGAAGAACUGGUGAAUGAAGUUCAGGAGAGGAAGGAGUUCCUGGCAGAGAUGGAAGCUCUGGGACAGGGCAAGAAGUAUCAAAGUAUUGUCCUCACUGAAAUCUCACAGAAAAUGCGUGAGAUGGAGCUCAUUGACAAGAAGAGAAGUGAGGAAAUGAGAGACAUCGUGACAAAAGACUUCCCUAGUGGGAAGUCUCUUUUCCCUGGUAGGAAAUCUGAUCCCCCGGACUAGGCCAAGGGAAAAACACAAGUGCAAUUUGUUCCCACCUCGUUCUUUCCAGCCUCUUGGCAUCAGAGUCUGGAGGGCUGCUCUGUGCCGGUGCCCAAAGAGGGGGCAGCACCACCUGUUGCCUAAAGCCAGCAGGCAGGAGCAAUUUGUACACAAGCAGGAGAAGCAAGCUGUUGUAAAAUCCUACCCACGCGCUGGAUCCCUUCUUGCUCAAUGAUAUUAAAUAGAUGAAAACACA
Messenger RNA from Calidris pugnax (ruff), 1042 nucleotides. RefSeq names its product chromosome unknown open reading frame, human C22orf23. Lineage: Eukaryota; Metazoa; Chordata; Aves; Charadriiformes; Scolopacidae. The record is from RefSeq and is a predicted model, not a curated record. The coding region runs from base 109 to 807 and encodes 232 amino acids. The transcript has 6 exons.